GCCAAUACAUUUCCAUUUGAAGAGGCCCAUCAUCUACCGCUUGGACCUCGUUGUUUUUUUGUUGUUGUUUGUUGUUUCUGUUUCUAAACUCACUUCUGUUGUCUCUUACUAUUCAAUCUAACUCUUUCACUCAAAGCUCCAAAUCCAUCCUGACUUUGCCAUCACCCAAGACCACCGACGUUCCACCCUCCGGCAACCUAGCGCCUCCUUCGUUCUUUCUCAAUCGCUUAGUUCUGGUGUUGCUGUCCGUGUCGGACACCGGGACACAUCUUCGAUCUGAUAGUCAUGGUUCAAGAAAGUGGCAGGAGGCAGAGUCCAAACAUUUUGGUGACUGGUACACCAGGGACAGGAAAGACAGCCAUGUCAACUGCCCUGGCUGAAGCCACUCAGCUCCGCCACAUCAAUAUUGGAGAUUUGGUAAAAAAGAAUAACUUGCAUGAUGGCUGGGAUGAUGAGCUUGAUUCUUACAUUAUUGAUGAAGAUUUGGUGUGUGAUGAACUUGAGGAUGUUAUGGAAGAGGGUGGGAACAUUGUUGACUAUCAUGGCUGUGAUUUCUUUCCUGAGCGAUGGUUUGAUUGUGUCGUUGUACUUCAAACUGAUAACACCAUUUUGUAUGAUCGUUUGAGUAAGAGAGGUUACAAAGAUUCAAAGCUUUCCAACAAUGUCGAAUGUGAAAUCUUUCAAGUUUUGCUCGAGGAGGCUAAACAAAGUUACGCAGAAGACAAAGUUGUUGCAAUGGAAAGUAAUAAUAUUGAAGACAUUAGUAGAAAUGUUGCAACUCUGACAGAUUGGAUCAGAAAUUGGGCUUCUCCACCCCAGUCAUAAACAACAAAUAUAAGUUCAAUGUACACACCAUGGUAUAGGGUGUGAUGAAAAUAUUAUGGGUUCAUGCCUGAAUUUGCAAUCUUGUAGAAUUACCUCUUACAAGUUUAGAUGAGGCAUUAGUUUUUGACAUUCAUGUUAUUAUGGGUUUUAAAUUAGACAACAGAAAGUGUGUUAAACUUUUAUAUGGUUUCACAAUAAUGAACUGAGUUGAGAUAGCUAA
Cicer arietinum (chickpea) is the source of this 1045-nucleotide messenger RNA. Its product is annotated as adenylate kinase isoenzyme 6 homolog. Gene Ontology annotation, molecular function: AMP kinase activity; ATP binding; ATP hydrolysis activity. NCBI's taxonomy places the organism in Eukaryota, Viridiplantae, Streptophyta, Magnoliopsida, Fabales, Fabaceae. The record is from RefSeq and is a predicted model, not a curated record. Gene Ontology annotation, cellular component: cytoplasm; nucleus.